AUGGCUGCCCGAGCCCUGCCGUCCCAGGCCCAGCCGUCGCCCCUUCACGGCGGCCCUGCCGAGGCACAAACGGCCCGCCAUGGGUACCUGUUUGGCCAGAAAAUCACGCACUCGCUGUCGCCGUUUCUGCACCAGCUCGUCUACGAGGAGCUCGGUCUGCAGUGGGCCCAGCUGCGGCUCGACUCGGCCGACAUGGCGCACUUUCUCGAGCUGGUCCAGCAUCCCUCCUUCUACGGCGCCUCCGUCACCAUGCCCAACAAGGUGGCCCUGCUGGCGCACCUCGACGAGGCCACCGACGAGUGCCGCGACGUCGGCGCCUGCAACACCCUCUUCCUCCGGGAGCGCGGCGGCAAGCGCCUCCUGUGCGGCGCAAACACCGACGUCUUGGGCGUCCGCGGCUCGUUCCAGCACAACGUGGCCGACCCGGCGCGCGUGCUGCACGACCGCCCGGCCCUGGUGGUGGGCGCGGGCGGCGCCGCCCGCAGCGCCGUCUACGCCCUGCGCAAGUGGCUCCGCGCCACCGACAUCUACCUGGUCAACCGGGACGCCGCCGAGGUGCGCGCCGUCAUCGCCGAGUGCGCGGCGCGCGGCUACGGCCACCGCCUGCGCCACGUCGCCACCGUGGCCGAGGCCCGCGCGGCGCAGGGCCCCGGCGCCGUGGUCGCCUGCGUCCCGGACCUGGAGCCGCGCACCGAGGCCGAGCGGCGCGCCAGGCUCGUCACCGAGGUGCUGCUCGGCAAGGACCACAAGGGGGCCAUGCUGGACAUGUGCUACACCCCGUCGCCGCUGACGAGGCUGGGCGCCCUGGCCGAGCGCCAGGGCUGGCAGGUCAUCCUGGGCACCGAGGCCAUGAUAUGGCAGGGGCUGGAGCAGGACAGCUACUGGACGGGGCUGCCGGUCGACGAGCUGCCGGCGGCCAAGGUCCAGGAGGCGAUUAGGCGCGAGGUGGCGCAGAGGUCGGUGCCGAGGCUGUUGUCGAGCUUGUAG
Messenger RNA from Ustilaginoidea virens, 987 nucleotides. RefSeq lists its product as uncharacterized. The transcript is spliced from 2 exons. Gene Ontology annotation, molecular function: shikimate 3-dehydrogenase (NADP+) activity. NCBI's taxonomy places the organism in Eukaryota, Fungi, Ascomycota, Sordariomycetes, Hypocreales, Clavicipitaceae. Bases 1 to 987 code for a protein of 328 amino acids. Gene Ontology annotation, biological process: chorismate biosynthetic process; shikimate metabolic process. The record is from RefSeq and is a predicted model, not a curated record.